Molecule: messenger RNA, 750 nt
Organism: Suillus plorans
Lineage: Eukaryota; Fungi; Basidiomycota; Agaricomycetes; Boletales; Suillaceae
Exons: 12
Coding region: 1-750 (249 amino acids)
Source: RefSeq, a predicted model, not a curated record
AUGAACAACAACAAUCAGUUCUCACGGUUCAAUCUCUUCUUUCGUCUUACCUUCAUCAUUCUCCUUCAUCCUUUAUUUCUGCCAGUGCCGUUACUUCAGGGCGACUUCCGGUGUACUCCUUUGGGUUCUUGCAGACUGCAGCUGCAAGAAUUCAAAGGUACUACCCUACAGUCGCCCUUCAAACAUAGUUUCUCAAGGAUUUUGGAGACUUUGGAUGGCGCAGUGACAGCCACUCCUCCCUUUGAGCGCCCUCCUGGCAGUUCCCUAACAGCCACUCCUCUUUUUGAGCGCCCUCCAGUUCCCAACGAUUAUACUUACGAAUUUCGGGACUUUGGAUGGCAGUUAGAGCCACUCCUCCCUUUGAGCGCCCUCCAGUUCCCAACUUCCCAACGACUUUGGAUGGCGCAGUUAGAGCCACUCCUCCCUUUGAGCGCCUUCCAGUUCCUUAAACUAUUCUGCUUAUUGGAACUGGGGGUUGCGCAGUGCAUGCCACUUCGCAGUGCAUGCCACUUGUUAGUGGCUCCUGCUUAUUGGGACUGGGGCUCAGCGCAGUGCAUGCCACUUUGCAUGCCACUUGUUAGUGGCUCCUGCUUAUUGGGACUGGGGCUCAGCGCAGUGCAUGCCACUUGUCAGUGGCUCCUGCUUCUUGGAAUUGGCGGUAUCGCAGUGCAUGCCACUUCCUGCUCCAACUUUUUAAUGGUGACUGCUGAACCUGCCGGUACUUUUGUGUGGCAAGUGCUCUCUAGUUAA